This is a messenger RNA of Candidozyma haemuli, 1071 nucleotides long. RefSeq names its product carbamoyl-phosphate synthase (glutamine-hydrolyzing) (gene CPA1). The coding region runs from base 1 to 1071 and encodes 356 amino acids. Lineage: Eukaryota; Fungi; Ascomycota; Pichiomycetes; Serinales; Metschnikowiaceae. The record is from RefSeq and is a predicted model, not a curated record. The transcript has a single exon. Gene Ontology annotation, molecular function: carbamoyl-phosphate synthase (glutamine-hydrolyzing) activity. Gene Ontology annotation, cellular component: carbamoyl-phosphate synthase complex; cytoplasm. Gene Ontology annotation, biological process: L-arginine biosynthetic process; L-glutamine metabolic process; 'de novo' pyrimidine nucleobase biosynthetic process.
AUGACGGACCCUUCAUACAAGGGCCAAAUUUUGUGUUUCACCCAGCCUUUGAUUGGAAAUUAUGGUGUCCCUUCGUCUACUGCAAAGGACCAAUUCAAUUUAUUGAAGCACUUGGAGUCUCCAAGCGUUCAAUGUAUCGGUAUCGUUGUUGCAGAUGUUGCUUUAGAAUACUCACACUGGACAGCGGUUGAGUCGCUCCAGCAAUGGUGCCAACGCUCAGGUGUUGCUGCAAUCAGUGGCGUGGAUACGCGCCAGUUAGUAAGUUACUUAAGGAGCAAAGGGUCUUCGCUAGCAAAAAUUAGUAUCGGGGAAGAGUAUGAUGCUGAUCAGGAUGAAGCUUUUGAGGACCCAGGCUCAAUCAACUUGGUUAGGCAGGUGACGACACGAUCUCCAUUCCAUGUUCGUUGCCCUGAUCAGUUUAAUAAGGGCUACCAUAUAGCAGUAUUGGAUUGCGGGGCUAAGGAGAACAUUCUUCGGAGCCUAGUCGAACGAGGAGCAUCCUUGACAGUUUUCCCGUACGAUUAUCCUAUUCACACCAUCUCAAAAAAGUUUGAUGGUUUGUUCAUCUCGAAUGGACCGGGCGAUCCAACACAUUGUUCGCAGACUGUUUAUAACUUGAAGCAGACUAUGGCAAAGAAUACAGAAUUACCGAUUUUUGGAAUCUGUUUAGGCCAUCAGUUACUUGCUCUUGCAAGUGGUGCACAGACCGUGAAAUUGAAAUACGGUAACAGGGCACACAAUAUUCCUGCUUUGGAUCUUGUCACCAAGAAGUGCCACAUCACGUCGCAAAAUCAUGGAUACGCCGUUGAUGCUAGUACCUUGUCAAGUGAUUGGGAGCCAUACUUCCUCAACUUGAACGAUCUAUCUAAUGAAGGUAUGCGUCACAAAUCGAAACCAAUUUUUUCAACACAGUUUCAUCCUGAAGCAAAAGGCGGGCCACUCGAUACAUCCUUUUUGUUUGAUCAGUUUUUCUCUCAUAUCGACCAAUAUAAAGCCGGUGGUCAUUCUAUGCCAGGAAACAUUAAUGAGUCAUUGAUCGCGGACAUCUUGCCGUCACAAAGGGUGUAUUAG